Hibiscus syriacus is the source of this 2200-nucleotide messenger RNA. RefSeq names its product phosphoinositide phosphatase SAC6-like. The coding region runs from base 264 to 2069 and encodes 601 amino acids. The record is from RefSeq and is a predicted model, not a curated record. Lineage: Eukaryota; Viridiplantae; Streptophyta; Magnoliopsida; Malvales; Malvaceae. The transcript has 19 exons. Gene Ontology annotation, cellular component: endoplasmic reticulum. Gene Ontology annotation, biological process: phosphatidylinositol dephosphorylation. Gene Ontology annotation, molecular function: phosphatidylinositol-4-phosphate phosphatase activity.
UUAAAACUCCAGGCCGAGACUUGACUUGUGGAGGAUUACUCAUCCAGCUAUCUUUUUAGCUAUUCUAGACGCUAAAGUCAACCUGUUGCCUUUUUUCAUCUUUUCCCCAGCAACCCUCUUUAUGCUCUUCCUAUCCUUAUCGUCUCUUUGGUUGCCUGCAAAUCCCCCAAUUUUCAGCUUCAUCCAAAUCCACCUACUUACAUACCAAAGUGUAAUCUUUCUUCUUUAAUUUUAUGGUUUUGUGGUGAAAUAUAAUCCCAAUAAUGAAGGGUAAGGCAGAGCCAUUCCAAAAGCUAUGUACAAGAAUGCGGUUAUGGGAAUUCCCUGAUGAGUUUGUGAUCCAACCCACCGAUGGCUCUUCUACUUCCUCCUUUUCAAUUAGUCUUGUUGAUGCCUCAAUGAUGCUCAUUGAUAGUAUUCCAGAAUACAGCUCCAUCCAUGUUCCUAAGACUCAGUUGAUCUUUGGAGUAGUUGGAAUGCUAAAAUUUGUAACCGGGUCAUAUUUAUUUGUUGUAACGGAUUGUAAAUGCGUUGGAUCAUACUUGGGGCAUCCUAUCUUCAAAUUCAUAUCCUUGAAGGUUCUCCGCUGUUCUCAUUCUGUUAAACACUCUCCAGCAGAACAGCAGAAAAAGGUGGAGAAUGAAUUUUCUCGGCUGCUAAAAACUGCAGAGAGGACUACCGGACUCUAUUUCUCUUAUGACACCACUUUAACACUGAGUGCUCAGCGAUUAUAUGAUCUGGGAGAUGAAUCCAAAAUGCUUCCUCUAUGGAGACAGGGAGAACCUAGAUUUCUUUGGAACGGUUAUAUGUUGGAAGCACUUAUAGACAAGGAGCUUGAUCCCUAUUUGCUUCCAGUUGUCCAAGGGAGUUUUCAUAAUUUCCAAGCUACCAUUGGAAAAGAAAUUGUAGAUGUUACGCUAAUCGCUAGGAGAUGUACACGGAGAAACGGAACCCGAAUGUGGAGAAGAGGAGCUGAUCCUGAGGGCUAUGUUGCAAAUUUUGUGGAAAGCGAGCAAAUUGUGCAGAUUAAUGGGUUUACUUCAUCAUUUGUUCAGGUUCGGGGGUCAAUACCAUUUCUUUGGGAGCAAAUUGUUGAUUUGAGUUAUAAGCCUAAAUUAAAGAUUGUGAGACCUGGAGAGGCUCCGCAAAUAGCGAAGAGGCAUUUUCUGGAUCUAAGAAAAAUGUAUGGAUCUGUACUAGCUGUUGAUCUUGUCAACAAGCAUGGAGGUGAGGGACGCUUAAGCGAAACAUUUUCAAAUGCAAUGCAGCCCAUUGUUAGUGAAGAUUUAAGAUAUCUGCACUUUGAUUUCACUAAGAUCUGUGGACAUGUUCAUUUCGAGCGCCUUUCCUUGCUCUACGAACAAGCUGCAGAUUUUCUUGUGAAAAACGGGUACUUCUUGUUGAAUGAAAAGAAAGAGAAAAUGAAGGAGCAACUUGGAGUUGUAAGAACCAAUUGUAUUGAUUGCUUAGACCGAACCAAUAUCACACAGACCAUGAUAGCUAGGAAAAUGUUGGAACUUCAGCUUAGGAAGAUUGGAGUUUUUGCUGCUGAAGAAAUCAUUAGCUCACAUCCAGAACUUGAUGGAAGCUUUAGAAUAUUGUGGGCUAAUCAUGGGGAUGACAUAAGCAUACAAUAUUCCGGCACUCCUGCGCUAAAAGGAGAUAUCGUGAGGUCCGGUGAGCGAAGAGUUCAGGGGGUCCUUACAGAUAGAUAUAUUUCCCUUAAACGCUAUUAUUUGAAUAACUUUUCCGAUGGAACAAAACAGGACGCGAUUGAUCUCCUGCAAGGACAUUACAUAGCCUCCAUGAGACGGGAUAUGGUGCCUCCAUCUCCAACAAGAGGCCUUGAGGCUGUAGCUGUAAGAUUCAAACAUAUUCAACUUUUAAGAUUCAACUGUUUCAUCUUGAUUUUGCUGGAACUGUCUCCAUGCUGUCAUGCUCUCUUUCAAUGGUUUAUCAAGCAAGACCGAUUAAUGUUUUCCUUUUCUGCAGUCGUUUCCGAUAGCUUUAUGUUUGGUAAUGAUAGGAUUGUUUUGGACAACAAGGUCAUUGGGGCAAGUUGGAAAUGAUGGCAUGCAUUUGCUUCUUUCAGUUGUGUGGGGAAGCAUAAGUGUUGGUAUUGCAGUUUUUAUGAGGGCUAACGGCAGGAUUUUCUGCAAUCGACCUCGUUUGCGAUUGCAUAGUUAACCUGUCUGGUGAU